This is a messenger RNA of Diceros bicornis minor, 4661 nucleotides long. RefSeq names its product proton activated chloride channel 1 (gene PACC1). NCBI's taxonomy places the organism in Eukaryota, Metazoa, Chordata, Mammalia, Perissodactyla, Rhinocerotidae. The record is from RefSeq and is a predicted model, not a curated record. The coding region runs from base 99 to 1151 and encodes 350 amino acids. Gene Ontology annotation, cellular component: cell surface. The transcript has 10 exons.
GCGGAGCGGGCAGGUCCCGGCGCUGUGGCCGCGGUGCUCGCCUCGCCGCUCCUUUCGGCCGUAGCGGGCUCAGGUGUGCCUUAGCUCCGGUCAUUGCCAUGAUCCGGCAGGAGCUCUCGACAUCCUACCAGGAGCUGAGUGAGGAGUUGGAUCAGGUGGUUGAGAACUCAGAGCAGGCGGACGAGCAGGAAAAGGAGACAGUCAAAGUCCAAGGUGCAGGAAUCUUACCGGCCCUGGACAGCGAGUCUGCCUCCAGCAGCAUCCGCUUCAGCAAGGCUUGCCUGAAGAACGUCUUCUCGGUCCUGCUCAUCUUCAUCUACCUGCUGCUCAUGGCCGUGGCCGUCUUCCUGGUCUAUCAAACCAUCACAGACUUCCGUGAGAAACUCAAGCACCCUGUCAUGUCGGUGUCUUACAAGGAGGUGGAUCGCUAUGAUGCCCCAGGUAUUGCCCUGUACCCCGGGCAGGCCCAGUUGCUCAGUUGUAAGCACCAUUACGAGGUCAUUCCACCUCUGAGGAGCCCUGGCCAGCCGGGAGACAUGGACUGCACCACCCAGAGGAUCAACUACACGGACCCUUUCUCCAAUCAGACCCUGAAAUCCGCCCUGAUCGUGCAGGGGCCCCGCGAAGUGAAGAAGCGUGAGCUGGUCUUCCUCCAGUUCCGCCUGAACAAGAGCAGCGAGGACUUCAGCGCCAUCGAUUACCUGCUCUUCUCUUCCUUCCAGGAGUUUCUGCAAAGCCCAGACAGGGUGGGCUUCAUGCAGGCCUGUGAGAGCGCCUAUUCCAGCUGGAAGUUCUCUGGGGGCUUCCGCACCUGGGUCAAGAUGUCCCUGGUGAAGACCAAGGAGGAGGAUGGACGGGAAGCAGUGGAGUUCCGGCAGGAGACGAGCGUGGUUAACUACAAUGACCAGAGGCCAGCUGCUGAAAAAAGUGCUCAGCUGUUUUUUGUGGUCUUUGAAUGGAAAGAUCCUUUCAUCCAGAAAGUCCAAGAUAUAAUCACUGCCAAUCCUUGGAACACAAUCGCUCUUCUCUGUGGGGCCUUCUUGGCAUUAUUUAAAGCAGCAGAGUUUGCCAAACUGAGUGUGAAAUGGAUGAUCAAAAUUAGGAGGAGAUACCUUAAAAAAAGAGGUCAGGCAACGAACCACAUAAGCUGAAGUUGCCUCGUGUGGUUCAUAGACCUGCCUACAUCAAUGGAAGUUCUCAUCACUUCCGCUUUGAUAAACCGAGCUACCAGCAAUCCUGUACUCACUUGAAGAAGCGGGCCUGCUGGGAGGAACAGCCUCUCCAACUGCAGCUUCUAACCUGGCCCAAAAAGAGGCUGUUAAGAGCCUAAUGGAACAGAUCCAGUGGAUGACGUAAAAGUUAUUUAAGUACUUAAAUUAUUAACAUUUUUUGACAUAUGACGUGUGAAUAGGGUUUGUGGAAGAUGGAAUUAGGUAUAUACCAAGUUUUCUGAAGAUGUGUGAAGCUGCCUUUCUUCUUACUUGGUUUGGUGUAUAGUUAAGCUCUAACAGGACAAUUAAGGGUCUACUUUUUACCUUAGGUUUUUUUUUCCUGAGGUUUUUAAAGUGGACAGAAGAGAGUGUGAUUCCCCCCCCCCCCCGCCAAAUCCUGACUAUCCAGAUGUGUAGGUCGUGCUUUGAAACCUAUGCACUGUACACAAAGGCAGAAGCCCUUAUGUCGCUGGCAUCAUCUGCCGUUUACAUUGUCUAGCCUCUGACAAGCUCAUUUGUUAAAUAUUAAAUGAGACUUUUUUAAAGUUACUAGAAACUAGUAAUUGUGGACUGACUAGCCAGCUACCUGUCUGGCUAGAAUAUUUGUCGAUACAAGUAUGAGAGUUGAGAAUGAUUAACACACAAAAGCACUAGGACAUGUGUACAUAGUAGGUGCCUACUCAGUGUAUGUUGAUGAUUUCAUUAACAAGUAAAUAAAAGUUAGGUUAAUACAAAAGGAAUCAGUGUGCAAGUCUGAAUAUCUGCUAAAUCAAUAGGCAGUGGUACGCUUCCAUUCUGUGACCUCCAGAUAAAAGGCAGCGUGAGCCUGGACUCCUCGUAUGACUGGAUCUGGACUCCGAGGGCCUUGCCUUUCUUCUGUGUUCUGUAGUAGCAUCACCCUUUCCUUCUACUUGCACUGCCCCCAGCUGUCAGUAAUCCUGGCUGGUGGUGGGUUAGUGUGAAGAGCUGGUAAGAACACCUGGACCUGGAUGGCGGAGAUAAGGCAGCUGCUUGAGAACAGGAGCCUCAAGAAACAUGCUGUUGGGCAAGUUUGCUGGAGAAGACAUUUUUCACCCACGUUUCACUUGAAUCCCUCUACUAAAGCGUUUGAGGCCAAUUCCCUGGAGCACCUCAUUGCUCCCUGUCACUCUCCUAAGGGUAACAGCAUGUCUGUGCAUCUCCCAUACCAACUGAAAGUUACUACUUGCUUUCCCACCCCUACAAGUCAUCACAUCACCACCAGGACCACUGUAUCGUCUGUGCUCUACAGUGACCCAGUCCUCUCAUGUUAACCUUCUCACGGAAGCCUCCUGCCGUCACUGUAGUAGUCAUGACCACUCUCUUACAAACAGGACUGAAGGGCUGGCCACGAGGUCAGUCUGGAGCCAUUUCCAGGUAGAAUCCACAUCCUCUGGCACCACAUCUCUCGCCACUAACCAGGCUGUAUCUUACUGUCUCUUAUCUCUUAUGUGUCAAAUGAAAACUUCAAAGUUCGAAUAAUCUCUCUCUAAAAAAACCAAAACUCAAAAUAUUUUAUAUGUUGUUUCAAUUACUUAAUUUCAAUUCUAAGGAAACACCUCUGAAUAACCUGGACCAAACUAUUCUGAAGGGCUAUAUGAACAUGUGAAAACAAACAUGGGCUUAUAGUUCUGCAAUUAUGUACAAUUUAAAGGGACAAAGGUGCUCCUUUAUGCAGAUAGUAAGAUGUAAUGAUUAUUUUUAGUCAUGUAAAAUAUACAUUUUUCAAAUAUAAGUUUCAUAUGAUCCUAAUCAUCUUUUCUUUCUUCCCAUUGCUUCCUCGGGCUCAAACUAGGUACCUAAUUUCUAUACUUGCCUGAAAAGUGCUGUUUAAAAGAAAGAAUACAUUGAGUUAGUUGUUGAUGGACUAGGAUGGCCUUGAGGAAGAGCUGUCCUUUCUCUACUUGCCACAAGAAAAGCAUGACUAGGAACUUAUGAUCAGAAUAGAUCAUCUUUUCCUCACAGCACAGGUAAUAUACUUAUUAGAAGUAAAUGGUAGCUAUUAUCCUCAAAUGACAGGUGGGCUCAGGUACAGUGAUUACUGCCCUCCCCCCUUAAGUUUCAAAUAAAUAUAUGAGAAGGAAGUAAUUUUUAGAUUAUUUUGUAGUAAUUUAUGAAGUUCUCAAAAAGAGGUAAUCACUAAGCCAAGUUCCUAAAUGCUGAUGUGUGCUGUCAUUUAUUCUCUAAAAUAUAUAUAUUAUUGCAAGGAACAAAAUAUUAAUAGUACUGAGCCAGAGGCAUAUCAUGUGAGUUCCCUCUUCCCAGAAGAGAACUAUGCUGACUUUAAAAUACCACCUUGUUAAGAUGUGCAGCUUAAAAACUAUACAAUUAUUGUGCAAAGAGCAGUUGAAGAGUUAACGCUCACUCUGGAAGCCCGUGUAGACAAAAACGAUUUUCAUAAAUAUAAGAAAUCGAAUUGUAUAAAAUAGUGUUUAAAAUUCAGCAUAAAUUGUAUUUCACAGUGCAGAUGCUACCAGACUGAUGAAGUCUAAGGCUCAGAAUAAGAUAAACAGGAUUUAUGAUCCACAUUAAAAUCAUAAUCUAACCAUUAGGGGAAGUUUACCUGGAAAUGACUUAAAAGUGUUUAGAGACUUUCAAAUUGUAAUGCUUAAUGUAACUGACUUCUUAAUUUUAACUUAGAGAAGAUACCUUAUUGAACUGAAUCACAUUCAACUAACCUAAAAUGGAUAGAUAACUGUACUUAAAAAUAUCAAAUACCUUUGUCUUUCAGCUUUGUAUGAGCUAGUAAGGUCAUCGAAAAGCUUGCCAUUCAUUUCCAUUAGAGUUUUCAGCACAUUGUAUACCAAUGCUACAAUGGUCCUAAAACGAAAAUAAGGUAGCGCUAGGUUAUUAAUGCUACUAACAGAUAAGAAAUGUAACACUAUCAUUUCUGAAAUGGGUUAAAUGCUGGCUGAUUCCCUUAAUCCAUUGUAGCGAUGAUAACUGAAGUGCAAGAGGUUUAGUGAACUUGCUCAAGCUCACACAGCCAGUCGCGGUAGAGAUGGUCUGUCUGAUUCCAAAACUCAUGUUCUUCCCACUGUAUCACGCUUAGAUUAAACUAACUAAAAACGUUAUGGUUAUCUUCAUUUCUGCUCUAGAGUCUGUUGUCUCAAACCCUGAGUAACAGCAUAAAAAGAAGAUGAAAAAGGAGGCUGGCCUGGUGGCCUAGGGGUUAAGUGCGCACGCUCCGCUUCGGUGGCACAGAGUUCACAGGUUCGGAUCCCGGGCGUGCACCAACGCACCGCUUGUCAAGCCAUGCUGUGGCAGUGCCCCAUACAAAGUAGAGGAAGAUGGGCACAGAUGUUAGCCCAGGGUCCGUCUUCCUUAGCAAAAAAGAUCCAACUACCAUAAUUUGUAAGAAGAAAAGUAGAAAGCAGGAUCAGGGAGAUUUGCAAUUUUAAAUUGAAAGUAACAACAUAAAGAUACAUACAU